Messenger RNA from Micromonas pusilla CCMP1545, 1566 nucleotides. RefSeq lists its product as uncharacterized. The coding region runs from base 1 to 1566 and encodes 521 amino acids. Gene Ontology annotation, molecular function: protein binding; iron ion binding; oxidoreductase activity, acting on paired donors, with incorporation or reduction of molecular oxygen. The transcript has a single exon. Lineage: Eukaryota; Viridiplantae; Chlorophyta; Mamiellophyceae; Mamiellales; Mamiellaceae. The record is from RefSeq and is a predicted model, not a curated record.
AUGGAGACGGAGUGGACGUGCGACGCGUGCGGCGCGGUCGAGGACGACGAAGGCGAAGGCGAGGGCGAGGCGUCGUCGUCGUCGUCGUCGUCGUCGUCGUCGUCGUCGUCGUUGCCGUCGUCGUCGUCGUCGUCGUCGUCGUCGUCGUCGGAUGACAAAAAUCGAGAACCGAACGCGUCGCCGCCUUCGCCUUCGCCGGCGGAGGUCGCGGCGGCGUCGAAAGCGAAGUGGCUGCUCCUCUCCCCGACGGUCGUCAAACAGAAGAAGAAGGGCACCGCGCCGAAGUUCAAGGCGCUGGGCCCGCGCGCGACCGCGUCGAUCGCGCUCGGGAGCUCGCGCCCGAAGCGUUCGGACGCGAUGUUAGCGGCGGCCAACGAUGGCGACGCGCUUCGUCUUCGCGCUUUGAUCGACGCGGGCGUGGACGUGGACGCGUCGGACGAGUACGGCGCGACCGCGCUGUUUUUGGCGUCGUGGCGCGGGCGAGAGGACGUCGUGAAGCUGUUGCUCGCGUCCGGCGCGGACGCGACGAGGACGGUGAAGGGCGGGCGCGUCGCAGCGCUCGACGCGGCGCGGAACGAAGGCGUCGCGGCGGCGUUGACGUCGGCGAUGAAAACGGCGUCGGCGACGGUAACGGAUCGCGCGCGACGGUUAGAGGACGCGCAGCUCGCGAUCCUCGCGCGCGUAGAAACGCUCGAGGCGCGCGCUGGGGUGCGGCGGCCGACCGAGAUCCGCGUCCGCACGCUGAUCGACCCGAUCGCGAUGCCGACGCACCCGGGGGCGUGGUAUUCGCUCUGCGUGGACGGCGGCGUGAGCGACGCGACGCUGCGGCGCCUGGAGGCGACGUACGCUGACGCCUCGUCGUCGGAGAAGCCCUUGGUGUCGGAAAUGUCGGACGCCGACGACGUCGACAUCGUCUCGGAGUUCACGGAACCGCCGCCGGCAUCGGCAUCGGAUUCUUCUCCCGGAACGCACAGCAGGACGAGCCUGGACCCGAACCUCUCCGCGCGAUUACGCGCGGACACGUGCGCGACGCGGUGGUACUUUCUCGACGCCACCGGGUGGGCGCGCGACGCGAUCCUCGCCGCGGCGAUCGCCGCGGGCGCGCCAGCGCUCGGCGUUCACCCGCAGAUGCGGCUUUUGCGGUAUCCGAAGAUCGGCGGCGUCAUGGCGCCGCACGUGGACUUGCCGAAGGCGGUGGACCCGGAGGACUCCCGCGGCGUGAGCGGUUUCGGUUUUUUUUCAAACGCCACGAAAGCCGAAGCUGCCGCGGACGUCACGCGCACGACGCACACGUUCUUGCUGUACCUCCGGACGUGCGAGCGCGGCGGCGAGACCGCGCUUCUGCGCGAGGUCAAGUCCGAGUGCGGCGCGGUCGGCGCGAGAGAGGCGGCGGCGCUCGCGGACGUCCGGCCGGUGAGGGGACGGCUGUUGAUUUUCCCGCACGAGUGUCCGCACGCGGGUCGGCCGGUGACGGACCGUAACAAGCUCGUCGUCCGCGGGGAGCUGUGGUUAGGGCGCGAGAGCGGCGGCGGCGACGACGUAGACGACGAGGCGGACGAACGCUGA